Molecule: messenger RNA, 3272 nt
Organism: Dunckerocampus dactyliophorus (ringed pipefish)
Lineage: Eukaryota; Metazoa; Chordata; Actinopteri; Syngnathiformes; Syngnathidae
Product: leucine-rich repeat-containing protein 19-like
Exons: 7
Coding region: 1565-2599 (344 amino acids)
Biological process (GO): positive regulation of non-canonical NF-kappaB signal transduction; interleukin-8 production
Cellular component (GO): plasma membrane
Molecular function (GO): signaling receptor activity; protein binding
Source: RefSeq, a predicted model, not a curated record
AUGAACAAUUAUUGCUGAUCAAAUACUGAAUAAUAAAACAUUUUUCUACAUUUAAUCAAUCCAAAUAACAUCACAACCUUUUCAUCAUGAAAAAAUACUUCUUUUUACGUGUCUGGUGAGAGUAAAAAAAAAAAAAAAAAAAUUGUGAUAGUAAAAUUAUUGCUAAAAAAUAAAACAGGGAACUUAUUAAAUGAAAACUAUUUCAUUGGAUGGCUUGUAGAUUAAGCUGGUAAGACAGCAGCGAUGAUUGGCUGAUUACCAUGAUAGGCAUUACUAAUGGAGAGACAGGAGAAGAAAAAGUUGUGAACUUUGAGACUGUAAGACAUCUGUUCUAGGACAAUGUAUGAAAUAUAUCAAGUCUUAUGUGAGUGUGUACUUUGUGAUGUCUACGAGGCACUUGUUGUCAUCGGCCACUUGUCGGUUGACAUUCUUGGAAGCGGAAGCGCUGGCUGGCGCUGUCGUUAAAGAAAAAACCUGCACAGACAUCAGUCAGCAGCUAACAUACAGCAAGGAUGUGUCUUAAUGACGUAUUGAAGCGUACUGACACACUGUGAAUGAAGUUGGGUGAGUCACGUGACCGCUCAACAGUCCCCCGUCUCGCUGUUUGAGACACCUCGGUCUCCUUGCUGACCAGCGCGUGCUGCACGUCCCUGAGCUUGCUCCUAGUCCUGCUCCAACCGUUGGAUGUCCCCCGUGAUUUGACCGGUCCUGUCCCUGAUCUCCAACAGCUAAGCACGCACACACACACACACAGACACACACACUCAGUUAGUUACUGAUCCCAGUUUCCGUAAUCCCUCCCUUGUAUGUGUUUUGCCCAAAUUAAAUAUAUUCAAGCAUGAAACAUGGUUAAAUGAAGACACACAAAAAUUGCAAUGAUAUGUAGUAUUCGACACUGGUCACUAGGUGUCAGUAAUGUUGCGUUGAUAGCCACUGUGGGUAGUGCGGUACAGAAACCGUAAGUAAAAAAGGAAGAGUUUGACUUUAUAUUAUGUCUUAUUUAUGCCUCAUGUCUUAUUUUCUGUCUACUAUAUUGGGUAAAAUGAAUGUGACUGUAGGGGUGUUGUUUCAUGUCAAGAAGGCUCUAAUGUUAAAAACUGGAUUUACAAGGUCGUAAACAGGUUUUCUAUACUCUAACUACUACAUUUUGCUUUUUUUUUAUUUUGUUAAAAAAGGCCAAAACAAUCUAAUGUACUACUAAGAUUAUUCCAAGACCGCAUCUCCACUUUGUGUUAUUAACAUCAACAUUUCAGCGUUUUUACUUUUUCUCCUUACUUGAUAUUUUAACCGGUUUUGUUCACUUUCUAUGUCCACUGAAUACGAUGACGACCACGGUCGGGUGUGGUAGCGGUAAAGCCCACUUUUAUUAACGUUGCUGGGAGCUGCACUGAGACAUAAAGGAGGAAAAGUGGAAUGAAGACAAACACCUGCUGAAGUGCAGUAAAAAUGUUGCCUGUCAGCUUUCAGAGUUUACAACAAGGACCAAAGGUCUUUUGCUACGCUGGCUGCACCCGGGGCGACGAGUCUCAUUCAUAAUCGUCCUGCUUCCAGAACAAAAAGAAUUAUGGGCCCGUCCCAGCAACCACUCCGGCUGCUGUGGUUGGUCACCAUCGUGGCAAUAACGACCAAGACUGAUGAAGGACUCGUUCAAAACUUAACCAACAAGCUUCUGCCGGCUAUCCCUCCUAACAGCCGCAACACCUCCGUUACUAAACUGUUGAUGGAGGGGAAUCGGAUCACUCUCACCGAAGGGGACAGGCUAUCCCUGGCCGGUUAUUCCCAACUGGUGGAGCUCUACUUGGAUGCCAACAAAGUGACCCGCAUACCCGUCGCGUACUUCUCCGUUGUACCACACCUCAGAGUGCUGUCGCUGUCCAGGAACCAAAUCGACAACCUAGAACCCGAGGCCUUGUCUGGCCUUGAUGCCCUCAUGGCGGUGAACAUGUCCUACAACCAACUGACAAGUCUCCCUGCACAACUACUCCGAGGGCUUAAUCAUCUACAGGUCGUGGACCUGCAGGGCAACCCGUGGAAUUGCACCUGUCCGCUGCUGACCCACAUUGAAGAAUUAAGAGCAUCAGGAGUGCCGAUCGCAGGGCCAAAUACAAAAUGUGCUUCACCAGAGGGACAAGCGGGACGGGAUCUUUUUGAGGCGAUAGCUCGGUGCUUUCCAACCUCGCCGCCCUCCUCCACUGCGGAUGCAACAAACACAACCGGUGGCUUUCGACAGUCGCCGGUGCGAACCACUUUGCCAAGAAUGAUGCAGACUUCCAGCCAGGACGACAGCGUCAAUGACGAACAAAGGCCUGCUUCUGGAAACACAUGGAAGUUUGCAGCGUGGGUUGCGGCCUUGGCGCUGACUACGUCCAUGCUCAUUGUGUGCGCCAUCAAAGGCCCCUCGUGGUAUCGGCUCUACCAUAACUACCGACAUCGACAACUGCGGCAAGAAGAAAACGACGACGGCCGCACGGCUUCCAGCAUCUACUCAGAGACCGGAAGAUACGUGAACCAGCAGACGUUCACCUUUGACCGUCACGGGGCCCAGGAGGAAGAUGACGCACACUACUUUGAGGAUCCUUACAUCAAGACUGAGGAGUAGCCUAAAUACAGUAGAACCCGUUGGAUUGGGACCUGCGCCUUGUCUGCAAGGAGGGAAAGUCAAACAGGGAGUGUGUUCAACUUUUACAAAGUACUUACUUUCUUCUCUCAGUGAAGAUGCUGUCAGUGCUUUCAGCCUCUCUGGCAUUCCGGGCCUUCAACUGGAACAGAAUUAGAUACAAGUGUCGUAAUUUUCCAUAAAAAGAUAGAAAUGUACAUUUUGAUCAUCUUUAUUUGUAAUAUUCAUUCCAUUGAGGAUGAUUGAGGAAUGAUGAUUGAUGAAGUUUGCUUCAUUAAGUUGUACUCCUUGAUCAUCUCCUCCACAAAAUUGAACGGUACUUCGACGGUGGUUAUCAACUUACUUUGUCAAGUCCAGUUUUUGGUUUUGUGCCAAGUGCGCGUUUACAUUUGACGUCAUAUUAUUCUACUUCCGCACAAAAAUGUGGCUAUACCGGCUGGUGUGUAUUACAAAAAAAAAAAAAAAGAGGACGGAAUUCUUAUGGAGCGUUAUGAGGUGUUCCCAAAUGAUUAUGACUGCUAAAGGCAACACUGUCGCCGCCAAUAGAGCGAGGAAGGACCGCUGGAAUGUCAGCAUGCCGCGUGCGUUCUAAACUGCUGUCUCGUUGUGUCCACUAGAUGGCAGUGUUUUCCCUGUGGCGUGUUUUGUGGCGACU